Messenger RNA from Penicillium cinerascens, 465 nucleotides. RefSeq lists its product as uncharacterized. Lineage: Eukaryota; Fungi; Ascomycota; Eurotiomycetes; Eurotiales; Aspergillaceae. The coding region runs from base 1 to 465 and encodes 154 amino acids. The transcript has 2 exons. The record is from RefSeq and is a predicted model, not a curated record.
AUGUUAUCAUUUGACCCAGACGCUAUACCCUCCCACGACGCCCUUGGACUCGAUAUUCCCGAGAACGACCCUCUCACACCAGAGGCAUUCCAUAAUGAAAAGUGUCCGGCUACCUCACAAUGGAGCUUUAUUAGUCUCGAAAAUUCAAAACUGCCAGAAGUUUCUCCGUCGUCGGAUGAGAAUUCAAAAGUGACGCAGCCUAUAGAUAGCAAAAAUAAUCCUAUAAUAACAGAUCUUCGAACGUCGAUUCCAGGCGAACGUGCCUCUGCGACGAGUGAAACCACAGAAAACCUUCCCUUCGUAAUUAAAGAAAAAGAACAUCUCAAAUCCUCAAAGCCUAAGGCUACUCCCGGCUUCGAAAAUCACAAUCAGAGAAGAGGUCUCACUUCACCAGAAUUCAAGUUUCUAGAAGUACAAGAUAUCAAAAGGGAAGCCCUUCAAAAAUACAAGCGAAUCAAUAACUAG